GCCGUCGGCCUUGGGAACUACAAUUCCCAGGAAGCCGUACGGCAGGAGCUUCGGUGGCGCCUGCGCAAACUUCAACGGCGGCAGAAGCGUCGGCGGCGUGUCCUCGGCACCGAUUGGUCGGGAGCGAGAGCGGUUUGGGGCCCGCGGAAAACGCGCGCCUAGACCUGAACCUGCAGACCUCGUUCUUGCUGGUGGUGGCGGAGGUAAAGGCGGCAUGGAUCUCAGCGAGCUGGACAGAGAUAGUACGGGCCGCUGUCGCCUGAACUCGCCUGUGCCCGCGGUGUGCUGCAAGGAGCCCUGCGCCCUGGGCGUCGAUGAAGCGGGCCGGGGCCCGGUGCUGGGCCCCAUGGUCUACGCCAUCUGUUACUGCCCCCUGUCCCGCCUGGCAGAUCUGGAAGCCCUGAAAGUGGCAGACUCAAAGACCCUAUCGGAGAGUGAGCGGGACAGGCUCUUUGUGAAAAUGGAGGAGGACGGGGACUUUGUGGGCUGGGCAUUGGACGUGCUGUCUCCAAACCUCAUCUCUACCAGCAUGCUUGGGCGGGUCAAGUACAACCUGAAUUCCCUAUCCCAUGAUACAGCCAUUGGGCUGGUGCAGUAUGCCUUGGAUCAGGGUGUGAAAGUUGCCCAGGUAUUUGUGGACACAGUAGGGCCGCCAGAAACUUACCAGGAGCAGCUGCAGCAGCACUUUCCCGGCAUUGAGGUGACAGUCAAGGCCAAGGCGGAUGCCCUCUACCCUGUGGUCAGUGCUGCCAGUAUCUGCGCCAAGGUAGCCCGAGACCAGGCUGUAAAGAACUGGCACUUUGUGGAAGAUCUCCAGGGCCUGGAUGCGGAUUAUGGCUCCGGUUACCCCAAUGAUCCCAAGACAAAAGCGUGGUUGAGGAAGCACGUGGAGCCUGUGUUCGGCUUCCCCCAGUUUGUCCGGUUCAGCUGGCGCACGGCCCAGAGCAUCCUGGAGACAGAGGCCGAAGGCGUUUUGUGGGAGGACUCGCCGACGGGGGAUCAGGAGGGACCCGGGAGGAUCAUGUCCUACUUCAGCAAAAGCCCCCAAACCCUGCCGCGCCUCCCACACCGGUACUUCCAGGAGCGAGGCCUGGAGUCUGCCACCACUCUCUAGGAGCCAGCCCGUUCUCCCUUGAUACGCGCCCCCACCCCAGCCCACCCCUGCCCCAUUUGUGAUUAAAGUUCUUUACGGAAAGCUGAA
Molecule: messenger RNA, 1201 nt
Organism: Neogale vison (American mink)
Lineage: Eukaryota; Metazoa; Chordata; Mammalia; Carnivora; Mustelidae
Gene: RNASEH2A
Product: ribonuclease H2 subunit A
Exons: 8
Coding region: 215-1114 (299 amino acids)
Biological process (GO): DNA replication, removal of RNA primer; mismatch repair
Cellular component (GO): ribonuclease H2 complex
Molecular function (GO): RNA binding; RNA-DNA hybrid ribonuclease activity
Source: RefSeq, a predicted model, not a curated record